GCCACCAGAGAAAGGUAGGGUUUCGUGGAGGCUUAUAUAUACACUUAACCUUCGCUUGUUUCUCCCAUGACAUUGGAAAAAUGUUGGACAUCAAUUUGUUCAGAGAAGAGAAGGGCUUCAACCCUGAGAUUAUCCGCGAGUCACAACGGCGUCGCUUUGCCAGUGUCGAUCUCGUCAACGAGAUCAUCAGGCUCGACAAAGAAUGGCGCCAGCGUCAAUUUGAUUUAGAGAAUAUUCGGAAAGAGAUCAACAAGAUCAAUAAGGAAAUAGCUAAGCUCAAAAUUUCAAAAGAUGAUGCGACUGAGAUGAUUGCAAAGUCAGAGGAGGUCAAGAAAGCAACAGCAGACAAAGAAGUUGAAGUACGUGAGGCAUGGAGUGUAUUGAAAUCAAAAUUGGAAAUAGUUGGAAACCUUGUGCAUGAUUCAGUACCUGUCAGUGAUGAUGAGGCAAAUAAUGCUGUGAUUAGAACAUGGGGAGAGAAAAGAAUGGAGCCUAAACUGAAGAAUCAUGUUGAGCUUGUUGAACUUCUUGGAAUUGCAGAUUUGAAGAAAGGUGCUGAUGUUGCUGGUGGUAGAGGUUUUUACUUGAAAGGAGAUGGUGUACGACUUAAUCUAGCUUUGAUAAAUUUUGGUCUUGAUUUCUUGGAGAAAAGAGCAUAUACUUCAUUACAAACUCCAUUCUUCAUGAGAAAAGACAUUAUGGCCAAGUGUGCUCAGUUAGCGCAAUUUGAUGAAGAGCUUUACAAGGUGACUGGUGAGGGAGAUGAUAAGUACCUUAUUGCGACAGCUGAACAGCCACUUUGUGCUUAUCAUAUAGAUGACUGGAUUCAUCCUUCUGAGCUACCUAUAAGAUAUGCUGGAUACUCCUCAUGCUUCCGUAAAGAAGCUGGCUCACAUGGACGAGAUACUCUUGGAAUUUUCCGAGUUCAUCAAUUUGAGAAAGUGGAGCAAUUCUGCAUCACCAGUCCAAAUGGCAAUGACUCAUGGGAAAUGCAUGAGGAAAUGAUGAAAAACUCUGAAGAUUUUUACCAGAUGCUAAAAAUCCCGUAUCAAAUUGUGGCCAUUGUCUCUGGUGCUUUGAAUGAUGCAGCUGCAAAGAAGUAUGAUUUGGAAGGAUGGUUUCCUGCAUCACAAUCCUAUAGAGAGUUGGUAUCAUGUUCAAACUGUACAGAUUAUCAGUCAAGAAGAUUGGAGAUUCGAUAUGGUCAGAAAAAGAGUAACGAACAGAUGAAACAAUAUGUGCACUUGUUGAACUCGACACUGACAGCAACCGAGAGGACCAUUUGCUGUAUUCUUGAGAACUACCAGAAGGAAGAUGGUGUCGAAGUACCAGAAGUCUUACAACCAUACAUGGGUGGCAAGACCUUCCUGCCUUUCAAAACAAAACCAGUUGCUGAAGCCAAAGGGAAGAAAUCUAAGGCUUAGUCAAGUCUCCUAUUAAAUUUUUGGAGUACAAACGCAGAUUGACUGAGAUAAGAGGAAACACUGAAAACUUACCUAAAUUGUUUGUGUAAUGAAUUGCCAUGAAGCAGGAUAGGCCUUUUUUUUAUGGAUGCCUUAGAAUUGUCAUUUAGUUAUAUGACCAGAAGAGUUUUCAAA
This is a messenger RNA of Mangifera indica (mango), 1598 nucleotides long. Its product is annotated as serine--tRNA ligase-like. Gene Ontology annotation, biological process: seryl-tRNA aminoacylation. The transcript has 9 exons. NCBI's taxonomy places the organism in Eukaryota, Viridiplantae, Streptophyta, Magnoliopsida, Sapindales, Anacardiaceae. Gene Ontology annotation, cellular component: cytosol. Gene Ontology annotation, molecular function: serine-tRNA ligase activity; tRNA binding; ATP binding. The coding region runs from base 81 to 1424 and encodes 447 amino acids. The record is from RefSeq and is a predicted model, not a curated record.